GCUGUCAGGCCGAACAGACGCAGCGACCUAACGGAGAGAUACCGCAGCAGCAGCAUCCUUUGUUUUCUGGAGCUGGACAUGCAGCUGUGAAAACCGCUGACAACCUGCAGCCCCUGGAAGAGAAGGGGGAGGCGUCCAAAUCAAGCAGCAAAAUCCAGGAGCAUAACAACAACCAAUAAGCUUCAGUUUACGACCAAUGUGCCGGCCAAUAGGACAGCUCCAAACUGAUGGGGUGCUGAGCUGAGCUGAGGAGAGAGCCGGAGCGAGGGUGGACAGGCAGCCGGGCUUUCCUUUCCCACCGUCCUCUGCGUCUCCAUCGGCCCUGUGGAAGCACUCGUCCACACCACUGCACUGUAACACCCUCAGAACUCUUUGUCCUCCUUCUCGCUCCGUCACUGCACUCGUUCUCUCUCUUUCUAUCCGUCUAUCUGUCCAUCAUGGUUGACGAGCAGGCGAUGCAGCACUUUAUCUGAGCACAAUCCUUCACCCCCCCCCCCUCCCCAGCCCAGAAUCCGGCUCAGUCCCACAGGCUCCCACAGGCCAUGAGGAGGGCCAGGGGCUUCAUCUCUUUCUAGACCUUCUCUUCUCCACCUUGUGUCUUCAUGUUUUGGGGGUCCUCUGCUGCCCCCGCCCUGUGUCAGCCACCCAGGACCCGCUGCCACCACGGCCGACCACCCCAGUCGCCUCGUUGCCAUGCCGACAGAGACACUGGCUCCAGCCCUGCCAGAUAGCAAGGCCGCUGGCCCCGCAACGCCGUUCAGCUCCGCUGUACCUCUCCGCAUCCUCAAUAAAGGGCCGGACUACUUCAGGAGACAGGUGGAACCCAACCCGAAGCGCCUCAGUGCUGUGGAGAGGCUGGAAGCUGACAAGGCCAAGUAUGUCAAGAGUCAGGAAGUCAUCAACGCCAAGCAGGAGCCAAUCAAACCGCCUGUGCUGGCAAAGCCUCCCGCCGGUCACCCACUUCUCAAGAGAGGCUCUGGGAUUGGUGGAGGAGGACAUGGAGGCGGGAUACCUUUCAAAGCAUCCAAUAACAACGCCAAGUCGGACACAUGUGCCGGCAGCGGCAGCAAGCGCGAGAAUUUAAACCUGGAGAUCCUCAAAAAUCUGCUAAACUCCUCGUCCUCUUCAGGAGCAGGACCUGAAGGACGAGGAGGCGGAGCUAAAAGUGCGGUGCUGAUGAGGUCAGCCAGGAGUUGGACACCAUUAGGGAUGCCGUUAACCUACCGGUCCACAAUGACGCUGAAUGAGCAGCCUGCCGACUCAGCGCCUAGUCCGAGCACCUCACACUCCCUCCGCUCCUUCUCCCAUUCCCUGAAGGUCCCUCCAAUCAACAGCACGGGCCGCCGCAGUCCACAACAGGGAGGGAAUCUCAACCUGAGCCGACGAGUGCUGGACGAGCGGGGAGGUGAGGGAGGAGUCAUCGAUCGAUCUCGCUCCCCCCUGCCUCCACUGCUCACCUCCCACUCCCACUCCGAUCUCCUGCGCCUGUGCAACGGCAGGCCGCUCCGUACGGCCCGAUCCAGCAGCUCCUCUGCCCCGCCCCUCCCUCCAAAACCAAACCCCGCUUCCCUCCCUCCUCCCGCGCUCUCCUUGUCUCUGCCUCCCCCGCGUCCGACUCCCUCCCCCUCGCUCUGUGACAACACCACCCCUCAGUCGCUGCCUCGUGAUUUCGCAGACCCUUCCUUUACUUCCGCCGAGCCCAACCUGGAGCUGGGGCUCGGUUGUUCUGUGGCCCGUCGCUCGUCCCUGCACAGAUCCAAAUCAGACUUGUCCGACCGAUACGCUCGGGCCGGAGCCGACGUGGAACGCUUUUUUAACUACUGCGGCCUUGACCCCGAGGAACUGGAGGCAGUCGGUCCGGAGAACUUUGCACGGGCCAACUCGGACAUAGUGAGCCUGAACUUCCGAUCCGCUUCGAUGAUCUCCUCGGACUGCGACCAGUCGAGGCGAUCCUCCAACGAAGGACUGUCGGACGCCGACGAAGACGAGGAGGAGGAGGCCGGGGAGCGGGUACCGUAUGGCAUCUCGGCUGUGGAGCGAAAUGCAAGAGUCAUCAAGUGGCUGUACAGCAUCAAACAGGCGAGAGAGACUCAAAAAGUGUCCCAUGUUUAGGAGGGAGGAUGGAAGCUCCGGAAGGUUGGAGACAAACCCAACGCUUCUUUAAAAAACUGACAGAUGGACAAGACGUACUCACAGGUUUAGAGACUGUGACGGUGGGGCCGGACUAAAAAACGUGUUUCUAUGGAUGAAUGAAAUGAAUGGCGGGAAAAUCUUAGAAAAAAAAAAAAAAA
Messenger RNA from Labrus bergylta (ballan wrasse), 2291 nucleotides. RefSeq names its product family with sequence similarity 110 member B (gene fam110b). The record is from RefSeq and is a predicted model, not a curated record. NCBI's taxonomy places the organism in Eukaryota, Metazoa, Chordata, Actinopteri, Labriformes, Labridae.